Messenger RNA from Cololabis saira (Pacific saury), 3578 nucleotides. It is a transcript of the gene cmtr1, whose product is annotated as cap methyltransferase 1. Gene Ontology annotation, molecular function: nucleic acid binding; protein binding; methyltransferase cap1 activity. The coding region runs from base 331 to 2823 and encodes 830 amino acids. The record is from RefSeq and is a predicted model, not a curated record. Gene Ontology annotation, cellular component: cytoplasm; nucleus. The transcript is spliced from 24 exons. Gene Ontology annotation, biological process: 7-methylguanosine mRNA capping. NCBI's taxonomy places the organism in Eukaryota, Metazoa, Chordata, Actinopteri, Beloniformes, Belonidae.
AAAGAAAAGCCCGAGUAGCGCCAAGGGGGCUAACGCAGUUAGCUUCAGUUUGUGUGCAACAAACGUUUCUCGACAAUUAAACAACACCAGAGAAACUCUACAGAAUUUCUGGGAGUCACAUCCCGUCGAUGUUGUUUCUCCAAAGAAGAGUGGGAUUAUUUCUCCCCAGCUGGUAAAGUUGAGCUGCUGAAUGUGGCGAGCUAACGGCUAACGUAGCUGCGUAGUUGAGUCUAAACUUCAGCUCCUGCUGCGUUUCUGCAGAACUAAGUGUUCCUCACAGAGGGACAUGGGUCUGUCUUCAAUACACUUUCAACAUAACCAAUAGAUAUAAUGAAGAGAAGAGGUGAUGCAGCGUAUGCGCCGUUGCAGGGGUCAAAGAGGCACCGUGAAGACAGUAGCUCAGAUGAAGAGUCCCAAUCCAGGCAAGACUCCAGCCAAAAUGAUUCGCUCAGUGACCAAGAGGAUCACAGACCGGGAUUCUCCAUGCCCUCUAUAUCAGCAUCAUCUUCCUUUGAUGCUCAAGACAUUGAUGGCUCCUCUGAGGCCACCUCAAAGUUUUCUAUGUACAACAGUGUGUCACAGAAGCUCAUGGCCAAGAUGGGUUUUAGAGAGGGCGAGGGUUUGGGAAAGUUUGGCCAGGGACGCAAGGAGAUCAUAGAGGCUUCCACCCAGCGCGGUAGAAGAGGUCUUGGUCUCACACUGCAGGGUUUCCAGGGAGAACUCAGCGUGAACUGGAGGGAUGAACCAGAGGCUAGUGCUGUAGAGACAGUUGACUGGUUCCCAGAAUGCACCACAGAGAUGCCAGAUGCAGAUGAGCUGCAAGACUGGAUGACUCUGGGACCGAGAAAACUUAAGAUUGAAGAUGAAACAGAGUUUUGCACAGAAGAUGUCCUCCACACUGUUCUACGUUGCAAGACGGUGUUCGAUAACCUGGAGGGCGAGGAGAUGAGGAGAGCAAGGACACGCUCCAACGCUUACGAGACUAUUAGAGGAGGUAUCUUCCUCAACAGAGCAGCUAUGAAAAUGGCCAACAUCGACCACUGCUUCGACUAUAUGUUCACAAACCCAAAGGAUUCUCAAGGGAAGUCUCUGACGAAGGACCGCGAGGGCGAGCUUCUGUAUUUUGGUGACGUCUGCGCGGGGCCUGGAGGGUUUUCAGAGUACAUCCUGUGGAGGAGAAAUUGGCACGCCAAAGGCUUUGGCAUGACACUAAAAGGACCGUGCGACUUCAAACUAGAAGAUUUCUACGCUGCUCCAAGUGAAGUGUUUGAGCCUUAUUAUGGUGAGGGCGGAGUAGACGGGGAUGGUGACAUUACUCGGCCAGAAAACAUCAACGCGUUCCGCAACUUUGUCAUGGAGAGUACAGAGAGAAAAGGGCUGCAUUUCGUCAUGGCAGACGGAGGCUUCUCUGUGGAAGGUCAGGAGAACAUCCAGGAAAUCCUCAGCAAACAACUGAUGCUCUGCCAGUUCCUCACUGCCGUCUCCACACUCAGGACAGGUGGCCACUUUGUUUGUAAGACUUUUGACCUCUUCACUCCCUUCAGUGUUGGUUUGGUCUACCUCCUCUACCUCUGCUUUGACCGGAUCUCCCUCUUCAAACCUGUCACCAGCAGGCCUGCCAACUCAGAGAGGUACGUUGUGUGCCGGAGUCUGAAACCCGGGGCAGACGCUGUUCGGGAGUACAUGUUCAAAGUCAACCUGAAACUCAACCAACUCAGAAACACAGAGACAGAUGUUACAGAAGUGGUUCCUCUUGACAUCAUUAAGGAUGACCCUGACUUCUUCCAGUUUAUGGUCAAAUCCAAUGAGAGCCUCGGUGCAGUCCAGAUAAAGGCCUUGGCUAAGAUCCAUGCUUUCGUGGUUGAACCGACGCUCGCUGAACCGAAACAAGCUGACAUCAGGAAGGAGUGUCUGAAGCUUUGGGGGGUCCCAGACAAGGCCAGAGUUGCUCCAUCCCCAUCAGACCCAAAGUCAAAAUUCUAUGAAUUGAUUAAGACGUCAGAUGUAAAUUCGUUACAGUGUAAGCUGACUCCUCUCAACUCCAGCACGCUUGAAAAGUUGCGCCACGUCUUGGACCACAGAUGCAUUGUGGGAGGUGGAGAGCAGAUCUUUCUUCUUGCACUUGGAAAGUCUCAGAUAUACACAUGGGAUGGGAAGAUGCCUGUACGCUGGAAGAAAAUGGAGAAUUUCAAACUUGAGCUGCCAAGAGAUACGCUUUUAAGUGGGGAGAUCGUCCAAGAGCUGAAGGGCGAGGGAAAAGCUCAGCGCAGAAUCAAUGCAGUUCAUGUGAUGGACGCACUAAUACUUAAUGGCACUGAUGUAAGAGAUCAGCACUUCAACCAACGGAUCCAGAUGGUUGAGAAGUUUGUCAAGGCCGUGGCUAAACCCAGCAGACCAGACAUGAACCCCAUCAGAGUGAAAGAAGUUUACAGACUGGAAGAAAUGGAUAAAAUCUUUGUAAGACUAGAGAUGAAGAUCACUAAGAGCUCAGGAGGUGUCCCUCGCCUGUCCUACACCGGCAGAGACGACCGGCACUUCCUUCCCACAGGCCUCCACAUCAUUAAGACUGUCAACGAUCCAUGGACAAUGGCAUACAGCAAAAAGUCCAAGAUGAAGUUCUUCUAUAACAAGAUGACUAAGGAAUCAACAUAUAACAUGCCAGCAAACUCUGCAGCUCCCUUCCAUGUUUGCCACGCCGAGAGACUCUUCUGGGCCUGGGAGGACGGGGUCAUAGUUCACGAUUCUCAAACCCGGAUUGACCAAGACAAACUGUCCAAAAACAAACUGCUGUCGUUCAUCCACCAGAAUUAUCAGCCUGAAUGAGUGGCAGAAACCCAGGACUUCUUACGCUGCAACUUGUAUACAAAGGCCACUAAGUUAUGGAGCACGUAGAGCGUUGGAAAAGGACAUAAUGGAGUUCACUGAUUAAUGUUUAAUUUGAAAGGAAGAUUUUACAAGUGAUAUUUUUUAUGAACCUCUUCUUAUCGAGUUGAAUGACAGUAAAUAAACUGAGUUGCUAUCGUUAUCAGGGUUGAUAAUGUUCAGAGGAAUUUUGUAGUUAAGGUGUUGAAUUGUUGCAGUAGCACCUGCCUCUCUCCCUUUUCGGCUUUCUUUUAAAGAUUAUAACAAAUCUGACUGUGUUCAAUGGUCAGUACCAAGACAAAAUGUUGUCUCUGCUAUGCCUUGCAUGUCUCUGUAGAUCACUUUUCAUUUUAGAUCCUCACUCCUUUAAUGUCUGGAUGUGGGUUUGCAUGGAUCACAAUCGGCACAGCUCGCUUUGAUAGUUAAAUAGUGCAUCAGUGUCAGUAAACAGAGUACACUUUACCAUAACGUCACCCUCUUAAAAUAAUGAUCAUAUUUUCAAGUUUUUCAAAAAACAGAAACAAACUGACCGGAAAACUUUGUGGUUCCGAUUUUUUUUUUUAAAGGACUUAAAAAAUAUUGACUUACGCCACUUUUUAAGAGGGUGACGAUAAAUGAGUGUGACAUUUGCUCUUCAAAGGGACAUGAGGGUCUGUUCAGUGUUCACCCUCUCCCACCAACAGGUACCUGCUUGUUGGUCCUCUGCAGCUGUAGCA